AUGCCACAACAGGGAAUUCAUCAAGGUGUAGUGGAUACAAACAACAUUGAGAAAUAUCGAAGGCUAAACCCUCGUGCUUUCAAUGGGGGUUUUGACCCAUUGGUGGCGGAAGAUUGGAUAAAAGAGACAGAAAAAUUAUUUGAAGUAAUAACCAUGACCACGGAACAGAAGGUACAACUGGCUACGUUCAUGUUAAGAGGAUCCACUAAGCGCUGGUGGAAAUUAAAAAGAGGAGCUCUUAUCUCCCUAAUCACUUGGGAGGUGUUUCUAGAAGCUUUCAAUGCAGAGCAUUUUCCAGAUUUCCUGAGGCAGCAGAAGGAAACAGAGUUUAUCGAACUUAGACAAAGAAGAUUGUUUGUGGUGAAGUAUACUAAGAGAUACAUGGAUUUGGGCCGGUUUGCGCUCGAGGUUAUGAUGAAUGAGGCAAAGAAGGCCCGAAGGUUCGAGAAGGGGUUGCGGUCAGAAUUGUAUCACCAGGUGGCUAUGUUUGCGUUACCUACAUAUCAGAUGGUAUUGGAAAAAGCACAGUUGAUAGAGGCACUGUAUAAGGAACAUGUUGAGAAUAAUAAGGGAUCUUCCAGUUAUAGACAACCACCACCAUCAUCCGGCCAAACAGAGAAGAGGCAGAGAAUGGCACAAGAUUCUGCCUCAAGUCAUCAAGUGUCUCUGAGUAAAUGA
Molecule: messenger RNA, 678 nt
Organism: Carica papaya (papaya)
Lineage: Eukaryota; Viridiplantae; Streptophyta; Magnoliopsida; Brassicales; Caricaceae
Source: RefSeq, a predicted model, not a curated record